GGCGCGGUUGUCCUUCAUUUCUGGAAAGUUCUGUGCCCUGCCUCCUACAGAAAGCGAGUUAACCGUUCUGCUAUUCCUCUUCCAGAAAGCGAUUCUAAUAGCGUGCAACUGACAAAGCACGCUUCAGACAACACAAGAACCGUCUGCGGACUGAAUGCAUUGAUCGCUCUCAGAUUGCACACAGAUCCACCGUACUAAUUUGUAAAGCAGCGGUUGUAUUUUUAGGCCAGCAAGCAUAUACUAAUAACGAGGGAUUCGAUUGAUCCAGAGAUUUUUUUUAUUUCCCUUCAGUUUUGCACUCACUGUCUUCAGGGAUCUCAAACAGCACAAUGACAGCAGAAGAGGUGAAAAGCGAAGAGGGACAGCAGAAAAUCUCAAUGGAAGGAGAAGACCUCACUCUGAAGAAAGAUGGUGGAGUGUUAAAGGUGAUUAAGAAGGAGGGGACAGGCAAUGAGACCCCCAUGACUGGGGACAAGGUCAGUGUCCACUACGUGGGGACACUGCUGGACGGCACCAAGUUUGACUCCAGCCGGGACAGGGAUGAGCAUUUCACCUUUGACCUUGGGAAAGGGCAGGUGAUCAAAGCCUGGGACCUUGGUGUGGCUACCAUGAAGAUUGGGGAAGUUUGCCAGCUUAUCUGCAGUCCGGAAUACGCCUACGGGGCAGCUGGCAGCCCACCCAAAAUCCCACCCAACUCCACGCUGGUGUUUGAGGUGGAGCUGUUUCAGUUCAAGGGGGAGGACCUCUCUGACAAGGAGGAUGGAGGUAUCAUUCGCAGGAUCCUCACAAAGGGGGAGGGGUACACCAAACCCAACGAGGGCGCCACUGUUGAGGUGUCUCUGGAAGGCGAGUGGCAGGGGAAGGUGUUUGACCGCAGGGAGCUGACGUUUGAGGUGGGAGACGGGGUGGACUUGGGGAUCCCAAAAGGCAUUGAGAAAGCUCUCCAGUCCAUGGAGAAAGGAGAGGAGUCCAUCAUCAAACUCUCGCCCAGCUAUGGGUUCGGCAGUGAGGGGAGCUCCCAGUUCAACAUCCCUCCGGGCGCAGAGCUCUCUUACAAAGUCAAGCUCAUAACUUUUGAGAAGGCCAAAGAGUCAUGGGAAAUGAACACAGAAGAGAAGCUGGAGCAAGGACCCAUUGUCAAGGAAAAGGGAACCCAGUACUUUAAAGAAGGGAAGUACAGGCAGGCAGCGCAGCAGUACACGAAGAUCAUCUCCUGGCUGGAUCACGAGUCCGGGCUGUCGGAGCAGGACGAGCAGAAAGCCCGGGCCCUGCAGCUCGCUGCCCACCUCAACCUGGCCGCGUGCUUCAUCAAAAUCCAGGACCACGUGCAAGCCCUGGAGAAUUGCAACAAGGCUCUGGAGCUGGACGACAGCAAUGAGAAGGCUCUGUUCCGUCGCAGUGAGGCGCUCUUUGCUCUAAAGGAGUUCAGGGAUGCACGCGAUGGCUUCCAGAAGGUGGUGCAGCUGUACCCUGACAACAAGGCAGCCAGGGUGCAGGUCACAGCCUGCCAGCGGCUCCUGAGAGAGCAGCACGAGAAGGACAAGCGGCUCUACGCAAACAUGUUCUCCAAGUUUGCUGAGCAUGACGCCAAGAAAGAAGCCACAGAGAAAGGGAAGGAAGAGAAGAAGCCAGAGAAUGGGCAGCCAGAGGAGGGCAGCAUGGAGCUGGAACAGAACCCCUAAACCAGGCGCCGCUUCCUCACCUUUUGUUUGAUUUUCUUUUAUUUAAUUGUUUCAUUUGUUUGCUUUGUAACUUAAUGAGGAUUGGUUGUAUGCCAUGUUUCUGUAGGAGGGCUGGGUGCUGGAUUUGUUGUUGUCUCUCCCCACUAUCAGUCUCACCAAUUGCAGUUGUAUUUAUUAUCCAUGUAUUAACCAUCCAUCUUCUCCAUCCCAAAUCUGUUUGUGAAGGAGCAUCUGUACUGUAUCCUGUGCUUUUUUAGAAGACCUGUGAGAGGAGACACGAGAAAGGGCAGCAGGGCUUUGCCUGGGCUUGGAGCUUCGGCUUGCCUCUUGAACACAGUGAUUUGCACUCCGACUCUCCUGUGGUGCAAAACACGGGCUACUCGAGAGCCUGGUGGAAGCACACACUUGUGUAUGGUUUAUUUAAUUUUGUUUACAUUGGAAAUUGAGCCAUCUUCUUUGUAGUUAAUAAGCCUCUUUCGACCACAGUAGUGACGGUGAGACACACACACUCGAAAGGAAAAGCAACAUUCUCGCUUUUUUUUUUGUUUCUUAAUAAAUGUAGAAUCGGUUUCUUUCGAUUUGUAAAUCUGUAUUCAAACUCAUUGUUUUUGUUUUUUAAGAAAAAAUAAAGUUUGAUUUGUAAAGUG
Molecule: messenger RNA, 2329 nt
Organism: Acipenser ruthenus (sterlet)
Lineage: Eukaryota; Metazoa; Chordata; Actinopteri; Acipenseriformes; Acipenseridae
Product: peptidyl-prolyl cis-trans isomerase FKBP4-like
Exons: 10
Coding region: 330-1682 (450 amino acids)
Molecular function (GO): peptidyl-prolyl cis-trans isomerase activity; protein binding
Source: RefSeq, a predicted model, not a curated record